CGCAGCGCGCCGAGGGGGCCCGGCCUUGCCCCUGACCCUGGAGGCCGGGCCCGGAAGAGGCUAGUUUGAAGGGCAGAGCCCAGAAAGCCUCAAUGGCGGCCCAGCCCCGGGUCCCGAGGGUAAAGGCCCCAAACCCCGAAGUCCUAGUGGAGCGGGGGUCGCGAAUGGCGUCAUUCCCCCGCCUGUGUCGGGAGAGUCGUUUGCCCGAAUCAGCAAGCCGGUUGUGUGGCUCCGAGACGGCAAUUAACAAAAGCAGCAGCAGGAUUUUCGGACAAAGCGGGCGUGUGGCGUGAGGGGAAGGCCGGCGUCGAAGAGCACUCUGUGUGGGCCCUGAGCGUGCAGAGCAGCAGCCGAGGUUCUGGCUCUACUUCUGCCACAGCUGCAGCAUGGCAGAAUCUCUCACCACUUUCUCUGAUCCGAGGACAGAAAUGAGCAUCCUGGAAACCAACCAGUACUUGCGCUCCCAGCUGGCAAAAACCAAACAGAGCUUCCGAGACCUCACAGAGAAAUUCCUCACAUCCAAGGCUACUGCUUACUCCCUGGCCAAUCAGCUGCAGAAAUACAAGAGUGAAGAGCACAAAGCCCUCAUUGAAUCCGUGCUAGAGGAGGGAGCGCGGUUUGAGGGAGAGCUGGCAGAGAAGAGGAGCCCAGCUGCAAGGCUGGGGAAACAUGAUACCCUAAUUCAGGCUCAUGCCCGAGAGCUGACCCACUUACGACAGAAGAUACGAGAAGGGAAAGGUGUCUGUUAUCUUUUCAUUCAGCAUACGAAGAGCAUAGUCAAGUCUUUUGAGGGUCUCCUCAGGAGUGCUGACAUUCCCUACUACCAGGGACAGAGAUUCUGUGAGCAGCUGGCCCAAGGAAGCCAGCUGGCAGAGAGCCUUGCCAGCAAACUCAUCACUGAAAAUCACAAUGAUAAGGAUGAAGAUAGACAGGAGCCACUGGCACCCAGGCUCAGCAGGGGGCUCCAGGAGGAAGAAGUGAAUGAAGCCCUGGAAGCCUCACUAGAUGAACAGUAUUUGACUGAUUCCAGUCGCCAUGACUCUCACCAGCUUCCCCGCAGCAGUUCCUUCCUGCUUGACAUGCAGGAAGCCAGCUCUGCUGUGGAAGUCACCAGAUUCUCCAUCUUCUACCUCAUUCCCUGUCCUGGUGGAAUGGCUGCAGAAGAUGAGAUCCAGAACCUGUACCAGCACCUGAGGGAAAUUCUUUUCAUCAAUGCCUGCCUUCAAGAAAAGCUGGAACAUCAUCUCAGCAUUUCUGACCAAGGAAACGGAUAUACUUCUGACUUCUACAGGGAGAGCUUGGACUCCCUUGCGCAGCUGUACAAUGAAAACAGAGAUAUCAGGAAAGAAAGUCUGAGCCUUCUGGCUCACCUGAAUCGUAUUUCCAGAGGUAAGAACUAGGAGUGGAAAUAUGAAAAGUUCUUAUUUCAACAAAGCUCAGUCAUGAACAUCAUUCCCCCAUUGAUGAGAAAAACUAAAACAACGAAACAGUGAAAGCCCCAAAUCUGAAAGUGAGAGGGCUCCACCUCUAAGAAUCAGAUUUCUCAGCCACUUUGGGUUUUUACUCCCAACAGAUAGUUUCCAGAAAUCACAGCCCUUCAGCCUGCAAAUUUGAUAACUACGUAAGAGACACCAAUACCUAGAUUCACAGAUAAUCUCGAGAUGCUCUAACCCUCUCCUCUCCCCACCCUCAUUCUGUGGACAACUGGAGUCAGCAGCAGCUGGAAGAAAAUGUCAAGGAUUUGGGUCAAGAGUAAGUCAGAAUGACGUUGCAGACUAUUCAUCAGCUCUUCUGCACAUGGCCAUUUUCCUUGAAAGAUGAAGAUUCAGAAAUCUCAGAGAAUAGAGUUUAUUUUAUAUACA
Molecule: messenger RNA, 1862 nt
Organism: Acinonyx jubatus (cheetah)
Lineage: Eukaryota; Metazoa; Chordata; Mammalia; Carnivora; Felidae
Product: neuroblastoma breakpoint family member 6-like protein
Exons: 9
Coding region: 387-1400 (337 amino acids)
Source: RefSeq, a predicted model, not a curated record